Molecule: messenger RNA, 3772 nt
Organism: Apus apus (common swift)
Lineage: Eukaryota; Metazoa; Chordata; Aves; Apodiformes; Apodidae
Gene: LDB1
Product: LIM domain binding 1
Exons: 11
Coding region: 134-1369 (411 amino acids)
Biological process (GO): nervous system development; negative regulation of transcription by RNA polymerase II; positive regulation of transcription by RNA polymerase II
Cellular component (GO): nucleus; transcription regulator complex
Molecular function (GO): LIM domain binding
Source: RefSeq, a predicted model, not a curated record
GCCGUGGCCGUGCCCACGCCCGCGCGGGGCUGCCCGCCGCCCUCCGCGCCGGAGCCCGCGGCGCGCCGCCCAUGCGAGACCCCCGCGGCCCGGGCAGCGCGCAGCGACUCCCGGCCGCGCCAGGCAUGUGAAGAUGUCAGUGGGCUGUGCAUGCCCUGGCUGUUCCUCUAAGUCAUUCAAGCUGUACUCGCCAAAGGAGCCCCCGAACGGCAACGCCUUCCCCCCGUUCCACCCAGGCACCAUGCUGGAUCGAGAUGUGGGACCUACUCCCAUGUACCCACCAACAUACCUGGAGCCUGGAAUCGGGAGGCACACGCCAUAUGGGAACCAGACAGACUACAGGAUAUUUGAGCUCAACAAGCGGCUGCAGAACUGGACAGAGGAAUGUGACAAUCUGUGGUGGGAUGCCUUCACCACGGAGUUCUUCGAGGAUGAUGCCAUGUUAACAAUCACUUUCUGCUUGGAGGAUGGACCAAAGAGAUAUACAAUCGGACGGACUCUGAUUCCCCGUUACUUCCGCAGCAUCUUUGAAGGGGGGGCCACGGAGCUCUACUACGUGCUCAAGCACCCCAAGGAAUCCUUCCACAACAACUUUGUCUCUCUGGACUGCGACCAGUGCACCAUGGUCACCCAGCACGGCAAGCCCAUGUUCACCCAGGUGUGUGUGGAGGGGCGACUCUACCUGGAGUUCAUGUUCGACGACAUGAUGAGGAUAAAGACAUGGCAUUUCAGCAUCCGCCAGCAUCGAGAACUCAUCCCCCGCAGCAUCCUUGCCAUGCAUGCACAGGAUCCUCAGAUGCUGGACCAGUUAUCCAAGAACAUCACCCGCUGUGGGCUUUCAAACUCCACACUCAACUACCUCCGACUCUGUGUAAUCCUAGAACCAAUGCAGGAGCUCAUGUCAAGGCACAAGACCUACAGCCUCAGUCCCCGGGACUGCCUCAAGACUUGCCUUUUCCAGAAGUGGCAGCGGAUGGUUGCUCCGCCUGCGGAGCCAGCGCGGCAGCAGCCCAGCAAGCGCCGGAAAAGGAAGAUGUCAGGGGGCAGCACCAUGAGCUCUGGCGGGGGAAACACCAACAACAGCAACAGCAAGAAGAAGAGCCCGGCCAGCACCUUUGCCCUGUCCAGUCAGGUACCUGAUGUGAUGGUGGUAGGUGAGCCCACGCUGAUGGGGGGGGAGUUUGGGGACGAGGAUGAGCGGCUCAUCACCCGGCUGGAGAACACGCAGUUUGACGCCGCCAAUGGCAUCGAUGACGAGGACAGCUUCAACAACUCGCCGGCACUGGGGGCCAACAGCCCCUGGAACAGCAAACCGCCCUCCAGCCAGGAGAGCAAGUCAGAGAACCCCACGUCGCAGGCGUCGCAGUAACGGCCCCCCCGCCGCCCCGUGGACUCAGUCCCAACCGAUCUACCUGUACAUUUGCAACGGAGAGUGACUGGGAAGCGGCGAGGUACCGGGGGUGGAUCCGUGCCACGCAGCCAGCGGGAUGCACGGCGAGGGGCGUGCGCCAGGCGGGCAGCCCCCAGCCCUCGACCCCCACUGCCUCCCUGCUCCUCCCACGCCUGCCUCCCCACCGGACCCCAGGGCAGGGGUGGGUUUCCGGGGCUGUAGCUUCGUUAUUCCCCCCUUCUCCCUCUUCCUCCCUGCUUCUUCCCUGGAGAAUUUCUCAUCCCUGCCCUGAUGUGCCCAGCUCCCACCUGAUGAGCAGGGGUAAUGAGGAGGGAGGCGUUGGCAGUGGUUGGCACGACCAGGAAGCCAGCAGUGGGCAUAAGUGUUGGGGUCUGGCACAGCCCAGAGACCCUCCUCCUCCCCCCUGGGCCCUAUGGCUGGGGUUUGCUGGGCAGCCACCUGCAGCAGGGUUGCACAUCUGCAGGGGGGACCAGUGAUGGAAAGCCUUCCCUGUGCUGCCGGCUCUGCCACGGAGCCUUCUCUGGCUGGGGUUGGAUCCUGCUGCUCUGGGAUGGUGUCGAGGAUUGGGCCCCGGUGCAUUUCUCCACUCCCCUGCACCCUCUCCUUCCCCUUGCUCCCCAGGGGUGAUGGUGCAGCAAGGCUGUGGGAGGACUCUGUAUAUAGGAAGUGCGUGGAGGGGGCAGGGGGGCUGAGAGGGGCACAGAGGAUCCACCACUCUGCCUGAGCAGCUGGUACCCUCGCUCCCUGCCUGCAGCCCCUGCGUUUCCCCCUGCCCCACGUGAGUCUGCCUGGGGCCCCUUUGCAACCCCUGGCUCCCGGUACCUCCUACUUUUGUCAUUUUUUAAGGAAAAAAAAAUAAUAUUAUUAAAAUUGUAAGUUUAAAAAAAAGAAAGAAAAAAAAAUUGGGAAAAGCCUCCCCCAAGCCCCUUUGCCAGUUGCCCCCUCCCCACCCUGAGCCCUCUCACCCUGUCCUGACUUUUGUACAGGCUUCUUCUCUUGGGAGUCUCAUUUUAUAUCCAGUUCGGAGAGCUUCAAACCAAGGAGAGACUUUGCAGACUUCCUUUCUAAUCCCUCCAGGGGCUGGGGGGAGCAGCCCCCCGCCUCCCUCCUCAAUGUAAAUCUUGUGUGCUGUUGUCCCUGCUCCCCCCCCUCGGGUUUGUGUACCUCGUGCUUGUACAUUUCCGCGCUGUAGACAGUGUGUACGAUACUGUUCUUUCAAUGUGUUAUCACUAGAGCAGGUGCCUCCAUUGAUGUUAGGGGAAACGAGAAAAAUAAUAAUUUUGGGGUUUUUUUUGGUUUUAAAAAAAAGAAAAAAAAAAAAACAGAAAAAAAAACACACAAAAAAAUCCCUUCCAAGGCUUCUUCCAAGAAGAUGGGAGCCGCUAGGGGGAGGGAGUUUGUGCUCACCAGCUCACCCCAGAAGCCUCAGAGGGGGGUUCUGGGGGAACUGGGGGUCAGAGCUGCCUGUGGGCACCUCCCAGCAUGGCCCCGAGGUGGGGUUGCAGCAAGUGGUGCUGUGAGGGUGGCUGGGGUGGGGGGACUGCCCUGGUGGGUGAGGGGUGUUUGUGUGUGUGUGCAAGAGUGUGUGUGUGAGAGGCUUGUGUGUUUGUCUGUGUGUGUGUAAGGGAGCCCGGGGCAGGCUGAGCAGCCCUGCUGUUUGGGGAAGAGGGGGUGUGCACCCCAUUCUCUCUGCCAGACCCUCUCCCCCACCUUCCUGCCAGGGAUCCCACCUUACAUGUUCCACUGCCCUGUGGUGCUGGGGGCUGGCCAGUGUCGCUGGGGGUUUUGCCCCCCACUGGGGGUGCUGCCUGCAGCAGGGGUGUUGCCUGCACCCCGCAUCUCUCUCACCUGUGGCUGAGACUGCAGGGGGAUGGCUGAAUCAAUGGGGAUGAGACACUGUUCCCCUUCCUUCUGCUGUCCCUGGGGUCAGGCAGGGAGACUGAGCCCAUUGGCUCAGCCCAGGCCUGAUCUCAAGCCGAAAAUCACUGGAGAGAUGCCUGUGCUGGCUCCUGGGCCCAUCCAUGGGCAGCCCAGAGGCAGAGGGCUCAGCCCCGUGGACCCCCAGCCACAGGCAUGGGGGUCCCCAAGGCCCCUUUGUGGGGGGUGUAGUCUCCCAGGGUGGGAGCCCAGUGUUGCAGGGAGGGGGCUCUGCUUUGCUAUUAAGGUACGAUUCUUGCCGCUGUGCUGCUGGGCUCUCAUGGAGGGUGCAGAGCCCCUUGCUACGCCCCUGCACCCCUCCCCCCCCCCCCCCGGCACACUAUAAUGCCUUUUUGUUAUCUUCCCCCUUCCCCUCCCUCCCCUCCAUAGUUUGUGCCAUUUAUGAGUCAUGUAUGGUACCAAUAAAAUGACUUUUCGGUUUGA